Messenger RNA from Schistocerca americana (American grasshopper), 1014 nucleotides. RefSeq lists its product as uncharacterized. Gene Ontology annotation, biological process: regulation of transcription by RNA polymerase II. The record is from RefSeq and is a predicted model, not a curated record. Gene Ontology annotation, cellular component: nucleus. NCBI's taxonomy places the organism in Eukaryota, Metazoa, Arthropoda, Insecta, Orthoptera, Acrididae. Bases 1 to 1014 code for a protein of 337 amino acids. The transcript is spliced from 3 exons.
AUGCAUUACAUAAAUUCAGACUGUCGUUUGAAUAAAUAUGUACUGAUGUGCUCUGCGUUUCCUGACUGCCCAAAAACUGGCUCGAAUAUUCGAAACGAGUUGGAAGAUGGCUUAGAAACUAUGGGCGUUUCUCGUGAAGACAUUGCCAAAAUUACGUUUGUCACAGACCAGGACAGUAACAUUGUCAAAGCUCUCGAAGUAUAUCAGCGUCUUCCAUGCAUGGCUCAUAGUAUAAACACAGUCUUGAAACAUGUUCUGAGCGAACAGUUUUUGAAAGAAAAUGUUCCAAAUAUAUUAGCCAUUCUUAAUACAGUGCGGGCUACGGUUUCGUACUUCAAGAGAAGAGGUCUCUGUGUGAGACUGAACUCAUCUUUAAAGCAGUGGGUUUCAACUCGUUGGAAUAGUUAUUUUGACAUGCUUGUAUCAGUCCAUUCUCAGAUUGAUUCAGUGAAGGCUGUUUUACAUAAUGAAGGUGCCUCUGAUAAAAUGCUGGGUUAUGGCCACCAUAUAACUGGCCAGCUUAUAGAAUUUCUUAAGCCGUUUAAAGAAGCCACAGUUGAUCUAGAGAGUGACAAGGAUCCAACCCUACAUUUAGUUCUACCGUGGUUUUAUGCCUUAAAAACUCACUGUACCGUACGGGAUAACGAUGAAGAGGACAUGAAACCUUUGAAACAAGCCGCUGAUGCCUUCCUAGAACAGAAAAUGUGCGUUAGUAUGUUGCAUAAAAUUGCAACGUUUAUGGUGGCUAACUACCGCACAUUAAGAAAGUUAACCGAGGAUGAAAAAAUUGAAGUUUACCAAGCAGCACGACAGAUGUGUGCUGAAGGAAAAUUAAAGGAUGACUUCAAUAAAAUAAAAAGUGAAUCGUUUCAAAACAAAGAAGUACCAUUUGUUUCUUUUAACAGACAAGGCGAUAAGGGCGAGAUGAAGGACCCUAACUGGCAAUUGAUUUCUGAUUUCUAUGUCAAUAAACCAAAGAGGGAGAAAAUUCUAAAAAAUUUGGUGGCAUACUAA